UAUUUCUUCUUUCCUCUAUAUAACUAAUCUGUUCAUCAAUUGAUCUCAUCCAUACACUAGACUAUUAAUCGAAUCUAUGGCAUCAUCUUCUUCUUUUGCGAGUAAUUCACAGUACUGUCCUCAACGGAAGUACGAUGUCUUUCUAAGUUUUAGAGGAGAAGAUACUCGAAAAAAUUUUACGAGUCACUUGUACCAAGAUUUGGAAAAUAAGGGAAUAUUCACCUUUCUAGAUGAUAAAAGGCUAGAGGAUGGAGAUUCCAUCUCAGAAGAACUUGUGAAAGCUAUAGAAGAGUCUCAAGUUGCAGUAAUCAUUUUCUCAAAGAAUUAUGCUACGUCAAGGUGGUGCUUGAAUGAACUAGUGAAGAUAAUGGAAUGCAAGGAGAAAAAAAUUGGACACACAGUCAUACCGGUCUUCUGUUAUGUGGAUCCAUCACAUGUUCGAUACCAAAGUGAGAGCUUUGCAGAAGCAUUUGCCAAACACGAAUCGAGGUACAAGGAUGAUGUUGAGGGGAUGCAGAAGGUGCAAGGAUGGAGGAAUGCCCUAGCUGCUGCCGCAAAUCUAAAGGGAUAUGAUAUCCGUGACUGGAUUGAAUCAGACUUCAUUCAGCAUAUUGUUAGCCAAGUUUCGUCCAAAUUAUGCAAGACUUCAGUAUCUUAUUUGCGAAAUGUUGUGGGAAUAGAUACUCAUUUAGAAAAAGUAAAAUCCCUAUUAGAAAUGGAGAUCAAUGAUGUUCGGAUUGUUGGGAUCUGGGGAAUGGGUGGAGUUGGUAAAACGACAAUAGCAAGGGCUAUUUUUGAUACAAACUCAAAUCGAUUUGAUGGUGCUUGUUUUGCGGAUAUUAAGGAAAACAAGUGUGGAAUGCAUUCUUUGCAAAAUAUCCUUCUCUCAGAACUAUUGAGGAUACAAGGUAACCACGUGAAUAAUAAAGAGGACGGAAAGCACAUGAUAGCUCAUAGACUUCGGUCUAAGAAGGUUUUAGUUGUGCUUGAUGACAUAGAUCACAAUGACCAUUUGGAUAACCUAGCUGGAGAUCUUGAUUGGUUUGGCAAAGGCAGUAGGAUUAUUGCAACAACUAGAGAUAGACAUUUGAUGGGAAAGAAUGAUGUAGUAUAUAAAGUGACUGCACUACUUAAACAUGAUGCUAUUAAAUUGUUCCAUCAAUAUGCUUUCAAAGAAGAAGUUCCAGGUGAAUCUUUUGAGAAGCUCUCGUUGGAGGUCAUUGAUCAUGCUAAAGGCCUUCCUUUAGCACUGAAAGUGUGGGGUUCUUUCUUACAUAAGAGGGACAUAAUUGAGUGGAGAAGUGCUAUAGAGCAAAUGAAAAUUAAAUCCAAGUCAGAAAUUGUUGAAAAACUUAAAAUUAGCUACGAUAGACUGGAGACCAUACAACAAGACAUAUUUCUAGAUAUAGCAUGCUUCUUACGAGGGGAGGGAAAAAAAUACAUCAUGAAAAUUCUUGAGAGUUGUUAUUCUGGAGCAAAUAUUGAAUUGAGUGUCCUAAUUGACAAAUCUCUUGUGUUCAUCGACGACUAUGAUAUGAUUCAGAUGCAUGACUUAAUACGAGAUAUGGGUAAAUAUAUAGUGAAUAUGCAAAAGGAUCCAGGUGAACGUAGCAGACUAUGGGACAUGAAGGAUUUGGAAGAAGUGUUUGUCAACAAUACAGGGACAGUGGCAGUGGAAAUAAUCUGGAAUAUUUAUAUUCCAAAACUAUGGUUAAGCAAAGAGGCAAUGAAAAAUAUGAAAAGACUUAGGAUAUUACAUAUAACUGACUGUCACGGAUGGUUCCAACGGAACCUCGAUACAGAUUAUAGCUCCGGGAGUGAUUCGGAAGACAAUGUUUCCUAUGAUUCCAAUUGCCAUGAUGGUUUCAUUGAGUACCUGCCCAACAACUUGCGUUGGUUUACCUGGUAUCGCUAUCCUUGCAAGUCAUUGCCAGAAAAUUUUAAACCGCAAAGACUUGUUCAUCUUCAACUCCAGGAUAGUUUGUUGCAUGAAUUAUGGACUAAAAGAAAGAUACUUUUGCCGUCUCUACGAAGGCUAGAUCUCCGGUUCUCUAGAAGCUUGAUGGCAACACCAGAUUUCACCGGGAUGCCAAAUUUGGAGUAUUUGGAUUUGGGUGGAUGCAAGAGUCUUAAAGAGGUUCACCAUUCUCUGGGAUGUUCCAGAAAACUCAUCUCUUUAGAGUUGUAUGGUUGUAUAAACCUUGAGAGGUUUCCAUGUGUAAACGUGGAAUCUCUUGAAAAACUAUAUAUAAUGAGUUGCUGUAGUUUAGAGAAAUUUCCAGAAUUCCUUGGAAGACUGAAGUUGAAGUUAGACAUUGGUGAGAGAGGAGGCUCCAAGAUAAGUAGUGAUUUGCCUACAGAGCUAGAUUUGAGUAAUUUCAAAAACCUUGUAGCUUUUCCAAGCAGCAUUGGCAUGUUGAAAAGCUUGGUGAAGUUAUAUCUAUCGUAUUGCUCUAAGUUUGAAAGCCUUUCAGAAGGGAUAGGGGAUUUAGAAAACUUGGAGGAGCUUCAUGCCGACUAUACUCUAAUCUCACAACCUCCAUCUUCCAUUAUCCGGCUGAACAAACUUAAAUCAUUGAGUUUUGCAAAAAAAAAAACAGGAGGAGGUCUCGUAGAUGGAGUGUUCUUUGUUUUCCCUCACGUGAAUGAAGGGUUACACUCAUUGGAAAAGCUAGAUCUCCGUUACUGCAAUUUAACAGAUGGAGGACUUCCGGAAGACAUUGGAUGUUUAUCCUCAUUGAAAGAGUUGCAUCUCCAGGGAAAUAAUUUUGAGCAUUUGCCUCUAAGCAUAGCCCAACUUGGUUCUCUUCGAUCCUUGGACUUAUCAGAGUGCAGGAGGCUUAAAAAGUUUCUAGGUGUUAAUGUGGCUGAAGGGUUACGCUCGUUGGAAAAUCUGAAUCUCAGUUCCUGCAAUUUAAAAGAGGGAGUACUUCCCGAAGACAUUGGAUGCUUAUCCUCUUUGAAAGAGUUGAAUCUCCAGGGAAAUAAUUUUGAGUAUUUGCCUCGAAGCAUAGCCCAACUUGGUUCCCUUCGAUCCUUGGAUUUAUCAGAGUGCAAGAGGCUUAAAGAGUUUCUAGGUGUUAAUGUGGCUGAAGGGUUACGCUCGUUGGAAAAUCUGAAUCUCAGUUACUGCAAUAUAAUAGAUGGAGGACUUCCGGAAGACAUUGGAUGCUUAUCCUCUUUGAAAGAGUUGAAUCUCCAGGGAAAUAAUUUUGAGCAUUUGCCUCGAAGCAUAGCACAAGUUGGUGCUCUUCAAACCUUGCACUUAUCAGAUUGUCAUAUGGCUCUGAAAAUUAUUCCUAAUUUACCACAGAGGGUGAUAUUCACGCCAUUGCCAUAUGGCUCUGAAAAGUACAAUGAUUUGAUUCCUAUUACGUUUGCCCGUGCCAUGUUUCAGAAUAUCUCUGAUUCACAUUCCUUGUCAUUUAGAAUGUCUACCAUUAAGCAUGCUGGGAAUAAAAUCCCUAGUUGGUUCCACCAUCGGGGGACAGAUAAAAGUGUAUCAGUCUAUUUGCCUGAAAAUUGGUACACAUGUGAUAACUUCUUGGGAUUUGUUGUAUGUUAUUAUGACAGAUUAGUUGAAACCACAGCUCACUUGAUUCCCUUAUGCAAUCGGAUGCCGUGGAUGAUCCAGAAGUUAUCCGUAAGCAAUCAUUCAAAGUGCUAUAAAUCUUAUCUUGAUGAACGAUCUACUAUUCAUUUAUUCUUUGUACCUCUUGCUGGCGUAUGGGAUACAUCUAAGGCAAAUGGAAAAACACCAAAUGACUAUGGAUUUAUUGGUGUAACUUUUUCUGGACAAAUUAAGAAUUACGGAUUUCAUUUGUUGUAUAAAGAUGAACUAGAGCAUGAGGCGUUGUUACAAAUGAGGGGAGAUAAUGAUGAACCAACAGAGCACUCCAUUUGGACAAGGAGGAACAGAUAUGAUGAUAGUGAACACCAUAAUGAAGCCAGUUGCUCGUCUUCUAAGAAACAAAGGUCUGGUACUACUGUUGAUGUGCCAGUUAAUCCAGAAACUUUGCAGCUCUUUCCGACAAGUCCUGGAUUUUCGCUUAAAUAAAGUCACCAAAUUAGUGCCAGAAAGUGCAGGCAACACUAACAGUCCAAGACUGGGAAUCUAAGGGGUUAAGAAGGAACUUUGCAUGUUGAAUAUGAAAUGAUGCAUACCCAACCGAUAUCGAGAUUUCACUGUGUUAUCACUUGAAGGUGUUAUAAGUUCAUAGAGAAAAUGCAAAGUGUUAUUCCCAAAGGUAAGUUGGGAAUAAGAUGAAACAAUCAAAGAUGCAGUACAGCUUGAGACGGUGGGGGAAGCUGGAGUGAAGUUGAGUACAAACUGGGACCAUGGUACUUUUAGAACAACGCUGGUAACUCCGCCUGUGAAGGACACAUGUUUCCUCUGUUUGUAACAGAACAACUAGUAAUUUGUUGUUUCAGAAUAUCUCAUCAUUGCGGCGUGACAUUUCUGCUUCAGUCACUAAGAGUGUUUACCACAAGGGGGAAUAUUGCAAGUUGGUUCCACCAUUCGGGAAUUGGUAGAAUUAAUUGUAUCAGUCAAUUUGCCUGAUAAUCGGUCUUGAAUAUCCUUGAAGUCGUGGAUAUUGUCAACAGAGAAGGGACUCAUCGAGCUGCAACGAUACAGGAGUUGGGUAAAAGAUGAAACAAUUGACGUGAGACAUUGGAGGAAGCUGGAGUACGAGGUCAUAAAGUUGAGUGCAAACUGGGAGUUUCACGUAACACUGCAUAUGAAGGGCACGUGUUUCCUCUGCCUGAGAAAGAGAUUCACGAAAGAACUUGGAUGAGCAUUGGAAAUAUUAGUAAGUCACCUCACAUCACAAAGCUAGCGAAGCAAAGGGAACUAUUUGCAGGAAUCAAACGUACACCCGGUGGUAGAGCAGCUAUUCCACUGGAGUCGGAGUUGGAGUUGUGUGACAUAAUAGAGAAUUAGAAUCAGAGUUGUCAAAAGAGAUGAGCAUAUAUAUCUUUUGCAAUCAGAAACAUUGAAUUGAUUGUAUUUUCUCUUGUUUUUUAACUAGUUCUCGAACCCGUGUAUUCUAUGCUAAUUAGUACAAUUUUUUUAAAAAUAAUAGAGAAGGGAAUGAAGAGAUUGAGCAGA
Solanum tuberosum (potato) is the source of this 5110-nucleotide messenger RNA. RefSeq names its product TMV resistance protein N-like. NCBI's taxonomy places the organism in Eukaryota, Viridiplantae, Streptophyta, Magnoliopsida, Solanales, Solanaceae. The record is from RefSeq and is a predicted model, not a curated record. Gene Ontology annotation, molecular function: metal ion binding; hydrolase activity, acting on ester bonds; protein binding. Gene Ontology annotation, biological process: signal transduction; defense response.